This is a messenger RNA of Cordyceps fumosorosea ARSEF 2679, 1116 nucleotides long. RefSeq names its product TAP42-like protein. Gene Ontology annotation, molecular function: protein phosphatase 2A binding. Bases 1 to 1116 code for a protein of 371 amino acids. The transcript has a single exon. Gene Ontology annotation, biological process: regulation of dephosphorylation; regulation of signal transduction. The record is from RefSeq and is a predicted model, not a curated record. Gene Ontology annotation, cellular component: cytosol. NCBI's taxonomy places the organism in Eukaryota, Fungi, Ascomycota, Sordariomycetes, Hypocreales, Cordycipitaceae.
AUGUCCUCCUCCAACGACGAAGAGCCUCAAUCCAUCGCGGCCCUCUACGCCGCCGCCGAGUCGGCCCGCGCUGCCCUCCUCGCCCACCCGGACCCGCGCUCCUCCCACCCCGCCGUCGCCGCCACCCUCGCCGCCUACGACGCCUGCGCCCGCCGCCUCGCCGCCGCCGCGCUCUUCUCCCCCAACGAGUCCGCCGACGACCUCGCCACCGCCUCCCUGCCCUACCUCCUGCUCGACCUGCGCCGCGCCGACGUCCUCCUGCGCGAGCCCUUUGCCGACCCGCCCCAGCGCCGCGCCGUGGUGCGCCGCGCGCGCGCCGCCUACGAGUCCUUCCUGGCGCUGGCGGACAACUACGGGCUGGUGGGCGGUCGGUGGGCGAGGCUGCUGGAGCGGUACCGUGACGAGCCGGGGACGUUUGCGGUGGCGACAGCGUCGGGAGCGGGGGCCGGCGCGGCGGCGGCGCGUAGGGAGGCCAAGAUCGCGGCGUUCCGGGCGGAGAAGGAGCUGAAGCAGCGGUUGGAGGGACUGCGCGCGGAUCCUCGGUAUCGGGGGGGCGGGGAGGAGGGCGGCGCGGACGAGGACGUGGUAAGGCGGGCGCACCUCGCGGCGGUGGAGCUGGGCGUGCACGAGGCCCUCCAGGGCCUCGACUCGCUGAACCGCGAGAUGGAGAUGCUCGCCAUGGCACCCGAACGGCCGCCACCGCCCCCGAACAGCACCAGUCACGGCGCGGACGACCCCAACAGCCGUCGGCGCGACGCCGACGACAGCACCACCUGGCGACUCGACAAGCCCCUGGCGCAGCGUGGCAGCGGCCCCCUGCUGUCCGCGCAGGGCCGCCCGCUGCAGCCGUUCACGCUCGUCAGCGGCGGCCGCGCCGACCUCCGCGCCGGCGUCUUCCGCAGCGGCCACAACCUGCCCACCAUGUCCAUCGACGAGUACCUGGAGGAGGAGCGGCGGCGCGGCAACAUCCUCUCGGGCGGGACGGACCCGGCGCCGCCGACGGUCGACGACGAUGAUGAGGAGGCGGUGGACCGCGCGACGUACAAGGCGCGCGAGUGGGACGACUUCAAGGACGAGAACCGCCGCGGGGCGGGCAACACGAUGAACAUGGGCUGA